Hibiscus syriacus is the source of this 1362-nucleotide messenger RNA. RefSeq names its product tobamovirus multiplication protein 3. Bases 231 to 1100 code for a protein of 289 amino acids. The transcript is spliced from 11 exons. Lineage: Eukaryota; Viridiplantae; Streptophyta; Magnoliopsida; Malvales; Malvaceae. The record is from RefSeq and is a predicted model, not a curated record.
UGCUUGCUUUGCUCCAUAAUAAUUUCAUAUACGAAAAAAAAAACAAAUUCCGGAAAUUAUUUAUUAUCAAAUCAAACUUGAUCUCAACUUUUCUUAGGAUUUUGAUAUUCAAAUCUUAUUUUGAUAUAAAGAGGAUCAAAAAUCAAAUUAAUCAAUCGUACUAUGGAAUUUUAACAUUAUUGUUCGGAAAGAGAGUAGAAAGCAGAAUACGACGGAGAUUGGCGAGGCAGAUGGGGAAUAACGGUGUGGAGGAGGCAGUAGUAGCUUUGAAGCUCAAAGAAGAAUCGAAUUGGUGGCACGAAGUUAACGAAUCGCCGCUCUGGCAGGAUCGGAUUUUUCACAUUCUCGCCGCUCUCUACGGUCUUGUCGCCGCCGUCGCUCUUGUUCAACUGAUUCGGAUACAGUUGAGAGUUCCCGAGUAUGGCUGGACCACGCAGAAGGUCUUCCAUUUUCUGAAUUUCCUGGUGAAUGGGGUUCGAGGGCUAGCAUUUGUUUUCAGACGGGAUGUGCAGAAGUUACAUCCAGAGAUUGCUCAACAUAUCUUGCUUGACAUGCCAAGUCUAGCUUUCUUCACGACUUAUGCACUUUUGGUCUUGUUUUGGGCUGAGAUCUACUACCAGGCACGUGCUGUAUCAACUGAUGGACUAAGGCCAAGUUUCUUUACAAUUAAUGCUGUGGUUUAUACCAUUCAGAUUGCAAUGUGGCUGAUAUUAUGGUGGAAAUGUAUACCAGUUUUGGUCAUCCUCUCUAAGGUGUUCUUUGCAGGUGUGUCAUUGUUUGCAGCCCUUGGGUUUUUACUAUAUGGUGGAAGACUUUUCUUAAUGUUGCAGCGAUUCCCUGUAGAGUCCAAAGGGCGGCGUAAGAAGCUGCAAGAAGUUGGUUAUGUGACGACCAUAUGCUUCUUAUGUUUCCUAGUCAGAUGCAUUAUGAUGUGCUUUAAUGCAUUUGACAAAGCCGCUGACCUUGAUGUUUUAGACCAUCCAGUUCUAAACCUCAUAUAUUACCUGUUGGUGGAGAUACUACCUUCAUCUCUGGUGCUUUUCAUACUGAGGAAGUUGCCACCAAAACGAGGUAUUACCCAGUAUCAUCCCAUAAGCUGAACGAUUCAGAUGCUUUUUGUAAUGGUUCUUAUCCUGUACCCUGCAAAAAAGAAGAAGAGAAAAUCAGGAAUAGUUAAGGGCAAAAACUCAAUGGUCUGGUGUUUUGUUUGUACUCACAAGCUGACCUCAUGGAUUCUGAACUUCUCAGUGUGUAGAUUUUUGUUUGAAUUUGUUUUUGGAGUAGACCUAUACAAUCGUGUAAGCUGAUGAUUAUAUUUUGCUUUAUGGAUUAAAUUGCUAACAAAAAGAUGUGAUUUCAGGA